AUGACGAUGAAGGCAAGGACAGGAGGAGAAGACACCACAGUCGCUCAAGAAGCCCCAAACCAAGACACGACAGAGAACGAAGCUCGCGAAAAGACGACGCACCACCCUCACCACCACCAAAACGCAGAAGACGCUCAUACUCGCAAUCAGAGUCACCCCCACCGCGCCGCCCUCGUGGCCCUCUACCCUCACAACAAGAUCAGUUCCGCCAGGGGAGACGAUGCUGCGCCAGCAGAGCCAGUGGUAGAAAAGCAGAAGCCCAACUUCAAUGCGACAGGACUACUUGCAAAAGAAGCAAAUACGGUGGCCGGCACAAAUACAGUCCUCAAAUACCACGAACCGCCCGAGGCGCGCAAGCCAUCGAGCAAGGAGCAAUGGCGCAUGUUCGUCUUCAAGGGCAAGGAUAUGAUCGACACGAUUCACCUCUACUCGCGCAGCUGCUGGCUCAUGGGACGCGAUCAAGCAAUUGUCGAUUUCCAGUUGGAGCACCCGAGCAUCAGCAAGCAGCACGCUGUUGUCCAAUUCAGACACAUCACAAAGACAAACGAGUACGGGGACAAGCUGAGCAAGGUCAAGCCAUAUCUCAUCGACCUGGACAGCGCAAAUGGAACACGGCUGAACGGGGAGAAGGUUGGAGGCAGCAGAUACAUUGAGCUACGGGACGGUGAUGUCGUGGGCUUUGGCGAAAGCGAGAGAGAAUAUGUCAUGAUGCUGCCCAAAUAA
This is a messenger RNA of Aureobasidium vineae, 723 nucleotides long. The record is from the annotation of a GenBank genome assembly. Lineage: Eukaryota; Fungi; Ascomycota; Dothideomycetes; Dothideales; Saccotheciaceae.